Molecule: messenger RNA, 483 nt
Organism: Ailuropoda melanoleuca (giant panda)
Lineage: Eukaryota; Metazoa; Chordata; Mammalia; Carnivora; Ursidae
Product: 60S ribosomal protein L21-like
Exons: 1
Coding region: 1-483 (160 amino acids)
Biological process (GO): translation
Cellular component (GO): ribosome
Molecular function (GO): structural constituent of ribosome
Source: RefSeq, a predicted model, not a curated record
AUGACAAACACAAGGGGAAAAAGGCGAGGAACCCGUUACAUGUUCGCUAGACCAUUCCGUAAACAUGGAGUUGUGCCUCUUUCAACCUACAUGCGCAUCUACAAGAAGGGUGAUAUUGUAGACAUCAAGGGCAUGGGUACAAUCCAAAAGGGUAUGCCGCACAAAUGUUACCAUGGCAAGACUGGAAGAAUAUUUAAUGUUACCCAGCACGCAGUGGGCAUUAUUGUUAACAAACAAGUCAAGGGCAAAAUUCUAGCCAAAAGAAUUAAUGUGCGUAUUGAGCAUAUUAAACACUCAAAGAGCAGAGACAGCUUCCUACAGCGUGUGAAAGAGAAUGAAAGGAGGAAAACUGAGGCCAAGGCGAAAGGCUCGUGGGUGGAACUGAAACGCCAGCCUGCUGCACCCAGAGGAGCACACUUUGUCAGUACCCAAGGCAAAGAACCUGAACUGUUGGAGCCAAUACCUUACGAGUUCAUGGCAUAA